CUGCUGUGUUGUAAAUUCCCUCUAAUAUCGUUGGGUUCUAAGUGGUGUGCUACAGCUACAAAGGCGCCAUGCUUUUGCUUGCUUUCUCUCAUGAUAUUAACACUUGUUUCUUUAGUAGUACAAUUAAGAAAAUUAUAGAUAAAACAGUCAGUUAGUUUCAAUUUUGCAAUGGCUACUUGGGAUGGAUCGUACCAAGAUCCAGAUGGAUCUACUUAUUAUGUCAGUUCCAGUAACAAUCAGGCAUCAGCUAAUAUCCAUCCAUGGAACUGCUAUACAAACAAUGCAUAUGCACAAAGUGCUAUAGGUCCAUAUCCAAUAGAAAAUAGUAUAACAUUUGAAAGAAGCCACCCUGACUUUUAUAAUUCUACCAACAGAAAUGGCAUUCCAUCAAUGGUGCCAAAUAUUGCACAAAGUACAAAUUCUUAUUUUAAUGAGGAUGUUACUGCAGUUGCCAAUGAAAAUUCUACAAAAUCUGAGUCCCAUCUGAAUAACAGUGAUCAAUGUUUUUUUGAAGAUAAUAGAAGACAGGCACAACAAUGUCAUAAUAAAAAUAAUUACUUCCAAGGUAAUAAACGUAAAGAUUAUAAGAAUUAUUAUUCAUCUGAUUUGGUUGAGCAUUCAAAUUUACAACCUACUGCAACCGAAUUUAUACCAAAUCAAAACAUGCAAGAGCAUAUAAAUUUUGUUGAUUCAAACAAAAGUUAUAAUAGAAGUCAAUGGAAUAAAGAUAAUGAAGAUCAAGAUGCAGCUCAACCAGCAAAUGUUCCACAUGCAGAUAAUAGACAAAAGUAUAACGAUAGAAAAUUUGAAACAAAAAAGGAUACAGGAAACAGAUGGAGAGAUACACAAGAUGGACAAUUUUAUAAGGAAAAUAGAAAAGAUUAUGAAAGAAAUCAAAAUUCUAGGAGACCUCAAAAUGAUCGCUACAACAAUUAUAAUAGGAAUUAUUCUGAUAAGCCUCGUGAUUAUGCUGGUAAACCACAUGAUUAUUCAGAUAAACUUAAUCACUUUGAGAAAAAUGAAUUAGAUAAUGUUUAUUCCAAAAUAAAUGCUAAUAGUGAUGUAGAAAGAAACUUAAGUGGAAUCUCGAAUGGUAGUCACAGCAACAAAAAGUCCUAUUCUGCAAUUGAAGCUGGUAAUACAUCAUCCAUAAGUAAUCUAUCUGCUAGAAAUUCCAAACCAUGCCCUAACAAUGGUAGAAGCGACAAAUACUACGAUAGAAAAGAACGCUACAAUCCUAGAGAUCCUAGAGACAGAAGGAGUAACUAUCCAGAGCAUAAUGGAUAUAAUAGAAACAACUACAACAGAGAUAAUAAAUAUGAAAAAAGAACCUUUAGAGAAAAUACAGAUAAGGAGAUAACUGAUUGGCGUGUUAGAAAUGGCAAAUCAUUAGACAAACCUGUAGUAAAACGCCUGCAUUACAAGAAGUAUGAGCCAGAUGAUGCUGCAAGUCAAAGAGAAAGAUUAACAGAGCUUUUGAAUCGUGGUCAACUUGAAUGUUUGGUAUGCUGUGAAUACAUAAGACAACAAGACUAUGUAUGGUCAUGUAAAAAUUGUUUUCAUGUAAUACAUUUAAAAUGUGUUCAAAUGUGGGCUACCUCAUCUCAUGAUGAUAGUGGUUGGCGUUGCCCUGCUUGUCAAAACGUCACUACCAGCAUACCAAUAGAAUACCUUUGUUUUUGCGGCAAAACAACGGCCCCGAUAUGGAAUCGACAAGAUAUCGCACACUCAUGUGGUGAGAUUUGCGGUAGAUCACGCACCGACAUCAAGUGCAUCCAUAAGUGCACGUUACUCUGUCAUCCUGGUUGUUGUCCACCUUGUGAUGCCAUGGUCACCAAAUCUUGUGGCUGUGGUAGAAUGCAGCAAACUCAAAAAUGCAGUACUGAUACUCUUAUUGUAUGCAAAGAUAUUUGUGGUCGAGUACUUAAUUGCAACGUGCACAAAUGCGAAAAGCCAUGUCAUCAUGGUAGUUGUGAGCCCUGUAAUCAAAUUGUCAAGCAAGAAUGUUUCUGUGGAAAACAUACUCGAGAACAAACUUGUAUUUUAGAUUUACCGCCAAUGUACUCCUGUGAAAAUAAAUGUGAAAAAAUGUUGGAUUGCGGCAAUCAUAAAUGUCAGGACAUUUGCCAUGCAGGUGAAUGUGUACCGUGUUUAUUAAAACCUGAAAUUGUCAGAUAUUGCUGUUGUGGACAAACGCUCUUAACUGUCAAGAGAGAAAAUUGCUUAGAUCCGAUUCCAACUUGCGAUAAAAUUUGUUCCAAACGUCUAAAAUGUGGACAACCGAGCAAUCCUCAUACCUGCCAUGCUAACUGCCACGAAGGUGACUGUCCAGAAUGUGAUCUGUUUACGAAAGUUAGAUGUCGUUGUGGUCACAUGGACAAAGAAAUCCCUUGUAAAGAACUUACCACUAAAGCAGACGAUGCUCGCUGUGAAAAGAAAUGUACAAAGAAGCGCUCUUGUGGCAAGCACAAGUGUAACCAAAAGUGUUGCAUUGAUAUUGAACAUAUAUGCAAGUAUCAAUGUGUGAAGAUUUUAAGUUGCGGUAAACAUAGGUGUGAAGAAACCUGCCAUAAAGGAAGAUGCCAACCGUGUUGGCGUAGCAGCUUCGAAGAGUUGUACUGCGAAUGCGGUGCAAAAUGUAUUGAUCCUCCGGUGCCAUGCGGCACUCGUCGUCCCGCAUGCGAUCAACCUUGUAGUCGCGAGCACUCUUGUGAUCACCCAGUACUGCACCAUUGCCACAGCGAUCCCGAAUGCCCUCCUUGCAGUAUUCUAUCGGAGAAGUGGUGCUAUGGCAAACACGAGUUGCGUAAAUCUGUGCCCUGCUAUUUGAACGAGAUUUCCUGUGGAUUGCCUUGCAACAAACUAAUCUCCUGUGGUAGACAUAAAUGCAUUCAGAUGUGUCACUCAGGACCUUGCGAGAAACCUGGUCAGAUCUGCGUGCAGCCGUGUACUAUGCCAAGAGAACUCUGUGGGCACUCAUGUGCUGCUCCUUGCCACGAAGGCAAGUGUCCUGAUGUGCCUUGCAAGGAAAUGGUCAAAGUCACGUGCCAGUGCGGUCACAGGACCAUGUCUCGCGUGUGCGCCGAAAAUGCACGAGAUUAUCAGAGAAUAGCUAGUGGAAUUUUAGCAAGUAAAAUGACCGAGGUACAGUUGGGACACUCAAUUAAUCUUGAAGAAGUUUUUGGUCAAGGAAUCAAGAAACAAAACCAACUGAAGACUCUAGAGUGCAAUGAGGAAUGUAAAAUAUUGGAGAGAAAUCGCCGAUUAACGCUUGGUUUGCAGAUCGUUAAUCCCGAUUUGAGUGGUAAAUUAAUGCCGAAGUAUAACAAUCACAUGAAACAUUGGGGCAAGAAAGAUCCCGCCUUCUGCCAAAUGGUUCACGACAAACUCACGGAACUUGUGCAAAAGGCUAAAGUUUCCAAACAGAAAAGUCGAAGUUUAUCGUUUGAAAUUAUGACCAGAGACAAAAGACAGUUUGUUCACGAGUCGUGCGAGCAUUUCGGUUGUGAAGCCCAGGCGUACGAUGAUGAACCCAAGCGUAAUAUUGUGGCUACUGCUGUAAAAGAUAAGUGCUGGUUACCAAGUUAUAGUUUAUUAGAAUUAUUGCAGAGAGAAAGUGGGCAACGAAAAGUUCCAGGACCAAUGCUCAAUAGCACUGACAGGAACAAAGAAGUUACGCAACUCAACUCUAAAAAAAGUCUAAAAUCAUUGCCUACAACUUCGGCCUCGCCACCGAAAUCUCCGGAAUCAGACAUAGAUUAUUUUAAUUACAAGGGAUAAAUUACCUGUAUGUGUUUCAUAUAUCGUCUCAUAUAAUUUAAUACAAUUUAUAGGCAUCGAAUGAAUAUGUCAACAGAGUACUAUGAACAAAUUCGCUCGAUUUGUACUAGUAGCAGUUAUAUUGACAUUUUUAUUAACAAAUUAUCAUUGUUAGUGUAUGUUGAAUUGGCUUUAUACGACUAAACAAAGCACACACUUAGGUAAAUAUUGAAUUUCUGCAUUGAUUAUUGUUUAUACUAAACUUAAAGUACUAAUUGUGUUAACGAGAUUUGGAGCUUCAUAUUCUUUCCUGGAGCAUAAUAUUUUUUAAAAAAAUUAUGAAAAGCUCAAUACGAAAUUUAAAACCACUAACUUAGAGUGCCGUAAAAUAAUGUUUAUAAAAUGUGUCUUGAGCCAUUUAAAAAAUGUUACUUUCAAUUUAUAAAAUUUAAUCUAACCAUUUAUUUACUAUUUCAUUUGAUAUUUGAUUGCAAAUAUUCUAAAAAAACAGCAAGGUUUAUUUUUCUUUAUUAUUUUCGUCAUAGAUUAGUCAAUAAUUUACACUUAACUUAUCAUAUUUGAAAUUAAGAAAUCUAUUAAACAUUCAGGAGAAAUUUAAUUGAAAGAUAACAUUCUAAUUGUAAAUGAAGUUUGUGUUAGUGUGAAAUGAACUGUUGACUAUUACAUUCAUUUCCAAGCAUCUAUCUUUAAUUUAGAGAAAAAUUUGUAUUCAAGUGAUUGAACGUCAAAGUUAAAUAAAAGGCAUUUCAAAUAAUUUUA
Messenger RNA from Phymastichus coffea, 4539 nucleotides. It is a transcript of the gene stc, whose product is annotated as protein shuttle craft-like. Gene Ontology annotation, cellular component: nucleus. The record is from RefSeq and is a predicted model, not a curated record. The transcript is spliced from 11 exons. Gene Ontology annotation, molecular function: DNA-binding transcription factor activity, RNA polymerase II-specific; RNA polymerase II transcription regulatory region sequence-specific DNA binding; zinc ion binding. Lineage: Eukaryota; Metazoa; Arthropoda; Insecta; Hymenoptera; Eulophidae. Gene Ontology annotation, biological process: negative regulation of transcription by RNA polymerase II. The coding region runs from base 169 to 3780 and encodes 1203 amino acids.